AUGGCUUACAAACCCAGGAGCUUUUUGCCGCAAGCCCCCAAUUUAUUGUACAAUUUACUACUUCUCCACAUCGGCCUUGUAUCAGUGAUUGACGAAGGCUUGUUAAAUUUCUCAAAGCUAGAGGAACUUAUCCUGAGUGCCAACCUAAUCUCAGAAGUUUCUCCAGAGAACCUUCCCAGAACACUGAAGAUUUUGGAGUUAUGUGCAAAUAGGUUGUCUUCUUUGAGCAGCCUCACAUACUGCCCGCCUCCUCAGCUAAAACACCUUGGCCUUGCAUCAAACAGUCUUGGUUCCCAUGAAGACAUCUUUCCUUUUACAGGAAGAACUCUCCCAUCCCUCAAGUCUCUUAUGCUAAAGGGAAAUCCCUUUGCACUGGCACCAGCAUAUCCAGUGUUUAAAGUGGGCAGCUUACCACAGCUGUGUUGCUUAGACUCUUCGUUCAUCUCCUAUGAGGAGAGGUGUCUUUUCUGCGGUUUGGCCAAAAUGAACAAUCUGAUAAAGGACAUUGCGUGAGUAACAGUGAGUCUGAGCAGUUUGAGGGGAAUACCAAACCCCCAGAUGUUUGUGGAUAAAAAGGUUCCUGACUUUCCAGUUAUAACCUACACAUAAUUCAUCUUAGAGUUCCUUAGUUGUCCUAAAUCUGAUAACAAGGGAAGUGAGAGUGAAUCUAACCUGGCGUCUCAUUUAACAGAGACCACCUGCUCUGACCGACAAUCAUACAGAGACUUGCCACAAUGCAGAACAUCGGCACUGAGAUGGUCAAAAUGCGUGGACUUAGGUUACAUUCUAUCCAGAUCACUGGGUCACCUGAAGAAAUUUUUGAAACAAGGACUUAAUCUAAACCUAGAGGAGGAAAAGGUCAAAUCAGCUUUCAAUAAAGGCAAACCUAAAGACAUAAAGAACAGAUGUCCAAUAGAACCGGUCCAAGAUCCACCUAUCAGAGGAGUGUUGGCCUCUGCACACAUCCCACUGCAAAGCCUGCUUAAUGGGAAUCAGACAGUCACUGCUGUCUGUGACUUUGGUCCCCUACCUGUACACUCUGAGAAAACACAGAAGAUAAACCAGAGAAACCCACCUGAACCAGUCCAGCAAGAACCAGCAACUGUGGAGCUUAGUGUGGAGCUGGAGAAAUGGAAAACAGCAUCUGAAGCUCAUCGUCACAAAUAUAAAUAA
Cyprinodon variegatus (sheepshead minnow) is the source of this 1173-nucleotide messenger RNA. It is a transcript of the gene lrrc43, whose product is annotated as leucine rich repeat containing 43. Lineage: Eukaryota; Metazoa; Chordata; Actinopteri; Cyprinodontiformes; Cyprinodontidae. The record is from RefSeq and is a predicted model, not a curated record. Gene Ontology annotation, molecular function: protein binding.